GUCAGUGCCUUAAUGGCUGAACUUUUAGUAGAAGGUACCGCCAUCUCUUUAUAUUACUCUUAUUACCAAAAAAGAUGUAAGAUGGCGUUAUGAACAAGACCCUAGAACAAUAACAAGACACAUAGAUAAGUAGUAUUUGAAUGUCAACUUACGAUAUAUAUUUUUUCUCUAUGGAAAAUAAAUAAAAAACAUUCUCUAUGACAAAAUGGCUCCUAUACGUUACAUUUGAACGUAAUUGUGUUUAAUUUUGUGUUAUUAGGUACCUAUUUGUUGUGUUGUGAGAUAUUUCUAUUGUUAAGCAAGUCGAGUCUAGGUUUUUGUUCCUCCGGCUUACUGUCGAGAUUUUGCGUGAUUUUGGAUAGUUACCAAAUGCGUCAUAAUGCCGAAGCCCUGUGUGUUUGGUCGUGCAACCAAUGAUGCAACUCGUCAUUCAUUUCCGAAUCCCAGAAGAUUCCGCCAGCAUUUUAAUGCUUGGGUUAAUAUUACUGGUGAUUUUGGCAUGAGUAGUGAAGAGAUUUUUAAAAAGAAGAAAGUUUGUGAUGCCCAUUUUACAGAAAGAGAUCGCAGUCGCAACCAUCGAUUAAAUAAUUUAGCUAUUCCAUCUCUUCACUUGAAUGGCUUUCACGGAAAGCUUACAAUUGCUACAAGUGCAACUGUCGCUCAGAAACCGGAAAUGGAUACCCAAUAUGUUGCAGGUUUGAACAACCAACGUGACCACAGUAAAGCUACAUAUAGCCGCACCGGCACUGUUGAGAAGAUGCACAUUGGAUGUUCUUCUAUAAUAGCUCACAAUGCUAUAGCACCUGCAUUUACACCAACAGAUCGGACAGAAAGUCAAGUCCAGAAAAUGGUACCAACAGGUGGCUGUUCGGAGCAUUUUCCUGUCACAGUGGACCAUGAUUACUGUAAGAAAGCUGAAAAAGGUUAGCGAUAUUAUCUCUAUCUGUUCUUUUAUGCUUAUAUGACCAAUUAUUUUCGUUACAAAUCUCUGAUAAAUCGCAGCGACACCUCAGCGACAGGCAUUUCGAGUCUUGUUUUAGGUAAGAUUCCACUCAUGAUU
Messenger RNA from Plutella xylostella (diamondback moth), 1060 nucleotides. RefSeq lists its product as uncharacterized. The record is from RefSeq and is a predicted model, not a curated record. Lineage: Eukaryota; Metazoa; Arthropoda; Insecta; Lepidoptera; Plutellidae.